AUGUCCAAGGUCGAAAACGAGAAAGACAUUGUGGAGUAUGUGGUGACCCCGCAGGAGCCGGUGAACGAGGACCACCACGACCACGAUGACAAAAUCGAGAAGGGCGACCUCGAGCAUGACAGCCUCCUGGCAUCCGGUCACAUCCAGUUGACGGCCGACGAGCUGUCAGCCCUCGAGGCCAAGCUGCCCGAGUGCUCGGCCGAGCAGGCCAAGGAGAUCCUCGAAGAGGUCUACACUGUGCACCAGCACGACCCGCGAUACGACCCCGAGACGCUCGAGCGGAUGAAGAUGUUCAUCAGCGACAAGAACAUCAUCGCCAACCCCGACACGUACCACUCGCUCAUCUUCGAGAUGCGCAUCCUCGCCCUGCUGACGUCGACGUCGUCCGCGUACCCCGAGGUCCGCGCCGUCGCGGCCGACAUGGACGACCCGACCCUGCCGUCUCUUACCAUCCGCGUGUGGCUUAUCGGCACGAUCCUGUCUGCCAUCGGAUGUGUCAUCAACGCAGUGUUUGUGAUGCGCUACCCUGCUAUCUCGAUCAGCUCGAAUGUGGUCCAGCUCGUGGCCUACCCCAUUGGUGUCGCCAUGGCCAAGCUCCCCAACUGGAAGCUGUUCGGUCUCGAGCUCAACCCCGGGCCGUUCAACAAGAAGGAGCAUCUGCUUAUUGUCAUCAUGUCUGGCCUCGGAAUGGCCUUCCCCCCGACGCAGCACCUCAUCCUCGCCCAGGCCAUGCCGCAGUGGUUCGGCAUGGAGUACGCCAAGAAGGCCGGAUACCAGUUCCUCGGUGCGCUGGGCACCAACAUGAUCGGUUUCGGCUUUGCGGGCAUCACGCGUCGUUUCCUCGUCUACCCCUCGUACUGCGUCUGGCCGGCGUCGCUUAGCACCAUUGCUCUCAACAACGCGCUGCACGACCACGCAGGCUCGCGCACGCCCGUGCGCGGCCCGUUCAAGACGGUCUGGCGCGCGAGCAUGUACAAGUGCUUCUGGAUCGUCUUUGCCAUCUACUUUGUGUACUACUUCUUCCCGGGCUACAUCUUCCCCAACCUGACCAUCUUUGACUGGAUCGCGUGGAUCAAGCCCACGAGCGGCACCCUUGUCGCCAUUACGUCGUCCAACUUUGGAGUGGGAGUCGGCUUCAACCCCCUCCCGACGCUUGACUACAACUACCUCGCCAUGCCAGGAGGCUACUUCCCCAUGUUUGUGCACUACAACUUCUUGGCCGGCCUCACCCUGGGCCUGCUGCUCGCCAUCGUCUUCUGGACCCGCAACGUCCUCAACACGGGCUACCUCCAGAUCAACUCGCCCAGCACCUUUGACCACAAGGGCAAGUCGUACGUCGUGCGCAACAUUGUCGACAAGUUUGGCAGGCUCGACAACGCCAAGUACCAGCAGUACUCGGAACCGUACAUGAGCGCUGGACGUCUCGUCGGCUUCAUUGGCACCUUUGGCUACACUACUGGCACCCUCACCCACACGCUCCUGUACAACCGCCACGAGCUCAUCAUGGGCUUCAAGGGCAUGAUGGUCGACUUCAAGCACUGGUGGGCGCGCAUGCGCGGCCGCGCCGUCGAGGGCGAGGUCAUCAACGCCGGCGACGACAUCCACUACCGUCUCAUGCAGGCGUACCCCGAGGUCCCCGAGUGGUGGUUCAUCAUCGUCGUCCUCGCGUCCAUGGUCAUCUCGUUCUGCUGCCUCGGCAUCUACACUCCCGUUUCGCCCGGUGUCGUCAUGAUCGCGCCAAUCCUCACCGUCAUUUUCAUCAUCCCCGUCGGCAUCGUCACCGCCGUCUCCGGCCUCGAGCCCUCGCUAAACAUAAUUGCGGAGAUGGUAGGAGGUGGUAUAGCCGGCGGCGACACCAUGACGGUGCAGUUCUUCCGCAUGUUUGGAAGUGAGCCGGUGUACCAUGCGCUCAUCUACGCCAAUGACCUCAAACUCUCCCACUACGUCAAGAUUAACCCGCGCCACAUGUUCUGGGUGCAGAUCUGGGGCGGUCUCCUCGGCACCUUCAUCACCGUGGCACAGUGGAACUGGCUCAUGGCCAUCCCCAAGGUGUGCACUCCGGACGCGCCGUUCCGUCUCAUCUGCCCCGGUGGCCAGGGCGACUACUCCAACUUCAUCUUCUGGGGCACACUUGGUCCUCACCGCCUGUUCGGCAAGGGCGGCCGCUUCACCUGGCUGCUCAUCGGUCUCCCGCUCGGUGUUAUCUUCCCCAUCGUCAUGUUCGUCCUCAAGAAGCGCUUCCCCCGCAACAAGGUCCUCCAGGCCAGCCACCCCCUGCUUCUCAUCCUCUCGUUCGGCUGGGCGUCAGGUGCGUCGUGGGGCUCGUACGUCCCCGGCCUGUUCAUCAACUUGUUCUCUUGGAAUUUCCUCAAGAAGCGCUACCUCGAGUUCUGGUCGCGCUACAACUAUGUCACCCUCGCCGCGCUCGGCACUGCCAUCUCCAUCAACGCGUUCCUCGUCUUCUUCUGCCUUGUCUUCCCCGGUGUCGACUUCCCGACCUGGUGGGGCAAUGGCGGUGGCACCCCAGGGUGCAUUGGCAGCUGGACCAACGCCGACUGUGGACGGUACAAGAUUGGAGCGAAGGGUUACUUUGGCCCCGACCCGGGCAACUACCACUAA
Vanrija pseudolonga is the source of this 2619-nucleotide messenger RNA. Its product is annotated as Sexual differentiation process protein isp4. Lineage: Eukaryota; Fungi; Basidiomycota; Tremellomycetes; Trichosporonales; Trichosporonaceae. Gene Ontology annotation, cellular component: plasma membrane. The record is from RefSeq and is a predicted model, not a curated record. The coding region runs from base 1 to 2619 and encodes 872 amino acids. Gene Ontology annotation, molecular function: oligopeptide transmembrane transporter activity. Gene Ontology annotation, biological process: transmembrane transport. The transcript is spliced from 8 exons.